GCCGGCGCCCUGACGCCAUCUCAACAUUCCUCAUCAUACAACCACCUCUAAACGGUUUCCAUAACGGUACGUGACUUCAUCAAAACACCAACCCGGAACUAAUAGUUGUUCAAACAAAAGUAACAUGUGAAAUCGGCAACUCACCGCUGAAAUGAGUUCCAUCGGAGUCGUAGUGUUUCGUAACUCGCCGCUCGGCAAAGCGCAGGUGCUUCAAGAAUCCGUGAAUAAUGCUGUGAACAUCUCGAAUAAUGACGCCAAUCCGAACAUAGGUGAAAUUAUUAUCGUAAGAAAAAAACACAAGAUAACAUCUCCUAACACCAUUUCAGUGUCGUCGUUAGUGCGUGCAACUGAUUCCGUGCAUUCUAAUCUAGCAAAGAGACCGCGGUUUCGUGAAAACUUACCCGAGGAUACAACUAAAGCCCCAACUCCACUCGCUGUGGCUCGACGAAAUGCGCGGGAAAGAAACAGAGUGCGACAAGUUAACGACGGAUUUGCCGCCCUGCGCCGACACAUACCAGACGAAGUUGCGGCGGCUUUUGAAAAUGCUAAUUCCAAUCGUGGACCUAAUAAAAAACUGAGCAAAGUUGAAACCUUACGUAUGGCCGUGGAAUAUAUACGAAACCUAGAAAGUUUACUGAACAUUGGACAUGAUAAAGAAAAUAUGUCUAGGCCGUCAAUGGAAUCUUUCCCAUCUCCGGCCUCUUCGUCACCUCGAGAAAACAGUCAAGAAAGAAGUUAUUUCUCCUUGAACUCGCCAGCAAUUGACGAUGACGAUAUUGAUGAGGACGAUUUGGAUGGCUCACUUCAAUUACACCAACAUUCUUAUAUGGAAAUGCCAUCGUCAGAACAAUUUCACCUUGUUGCUACGCCCCAAUUGUACGAUGAAGAAGAAUGUGUUGGUCAACCAUUGACUCCAUCUUCAGAUCUCUUGGGACAUGAAGAAGGAAAUGCGCCUAUCAUAGAUAGUCAUUUCCCCUUUCCAAAUUCAGCGGAACAGUUUUCAGUUAUACCAGAACAGAAUUACUGCAGUGAAACAGAAGUAGCAUUACAUGACAGUGAUUUCGAAGUCAAAUACGCACAAUCAAUGCAUCAGCAAAUGCAACCAGAUUUUGAAAACGAGACUGAAUUGCCACUAGAAGCCAUAAAUCCAGAUUUAAUUCUAUCACAAAACCAAUAUAAAUUUAAAGAAGAAGACCAUGCGUUUCUGGAAAAUCAACCAUACAAUGAAGUUGAGCUUAAGAAAGAGCUUCCAGAAAUUCAAGUAACACCCGAAGAUAGAGAACAGUUUGAAGAAACAUUAAAAUGGUGGCAAGAGAAAACCAGACAAAGCCGUCCUAUGUCUAAAACUAAGAACUAGCUUAAAUAAUAAUAUAAAGUAACGUAAUUUAUCUUGUAUAGAAAUAGCGUGUAAUAAAACGUAACAUACAGCUGUUCCCAAAGCAAUGUAUGGAGCGGGCGCAAGGUGUGUUGUAACGGUCACUCCGUGUAAUAAAGCCUUAGCGCUCCUGGCAGUUAGUUCUAAAUACAUUCUAAUUGUUAUAUUACAUUUUUAGAGAUACCUUAUAAACAACACUACAUUAGAUAUUAAAUAUAAGAUUCAGAUAAUGAAUUUAUAGAUUUUUUAUCAUAGUAUAGUUGAUUUUUGUAAAAUAUUGAUAAUGUAUCUUAAUUUAUAAUUUGAAAUUGUGUCGAAAACAUUUCGAUUAG
Messenger RNA from Papilio polytes (common Mormon), 1707 nucleotides. RefSeq lists its product as uncharacterized. The record is from RefSeq and is a predicted model, not a curated record. Gene Ontology annotation, molecular function: RNA polymerase II transcription regulatory region sequence-specific DNA binding; DNA-binding transcription factor activity, RNA polymerase II-specific; protein dimerization activity. The transcript has a single exon. Bases 152 to 1357 code for a protein of 401 amino acids. Gene Ontology annotation, biological process: developmental process; regulation of transcription by RNA polymerase II. NCBI's taxonomy places the organism in Eukaryota, Metazoa, Arthropoda, Insecta, Lepidoptera, Papilionidae.